GAACACAAAAACUUCCGAACCUCUUAUUUGAAAUUUCUACCAUCAGUAUUUCAUACUGGACUGGACUGUCGCCUUCAAAAACACAGCAGACUUUCGAAAAACAGAACAGUCUAAAAAUGGCGGAGAAAGAUGGAAGCAGACAAGGGACACUUUCCAUGUACUCUUCUAACAGACACAAAUGUUGUGAUCGAACAGCACGAAUGUUGCUUGUUAUGUUCUUAGUUGCGAUUGUGUGGGAAGCAGGAAUUAUUGUAUUCCAGGAAAAACGUUUAACGGUGAUGGAAGACAAGCUUAAUUUAAUGCUGAAAACUCGUCGGGAAGAAAGUAACGACAUGACAGCUGAGAAAGUCUUCGGGAUGGUCAAAGAAAUUUUCAAAGAAUCGCCUCUCAAGAGUCACGCACGUUUGAAACGGCAUGCAAAUGGGCAAAUGUAUCAGCUUCAAUUUGUGGUAAAGCAAUGGCUUGAUGAACUCAAAAGACAUAAUUCGCCCUAUCAGCAGCAGAACAGAGCAUGCAACAGAACAGCUGUUUGCACAAUUGGGGAUCGAGGACCACGGGGUAAACCUGGACCACGGGGUCCUAAAGGGGAUCGUGGGUUGAUUGGGCCUCCUGGGAGGCGAGGCAUUCAAGGUCAAGAUGGCGAUAAAGGUGAAAAGGGCGACAUUGGUCCAAGGGGGCCACCGGGCUUAUCAAUAGAGAAACCGAGGAUAACUGUAAAGCCAGUAAACACAACCGCGAGGCAAGGGUCAGCUGUGACGUUCUCUUGCAUUGCAGAAGGCAAUCCGCAGCCAGAUGUCAGAUGGAGCUUCCCAAAGAAGGAUUUGGGCGAUGCCAAAAGGAGAGUGAAAAACAUCAAUGGCAUGGGAAUCAUGAUAGAAAGUGCCCAGCCAGAACACAGUGGAAUAUACACGUGCAUCGCUGAAAACAUUCUUGGCAACACAAGUGCACAGGCGAAUCUAGAGGUUCAUUUUUUGGGUCAAGUAAAAGUAACACCAGAAAGACUCUCGACAUAUAGCGGCUUGUCAGUCCAGAUCUCCUGCAAGGUUCACGGCCACCCUCAACCAAAAAUAAGGUGGGAAAGGAUCGGAGGCCCGAUGCCUAGUUCAGCUAAAGUCGAUCCAGAUGGAAGAUUGAUGAUAUCAGAAAUAAAGGCAGAGGCUAGUGGAUUGUACCAGUGUCUGGCACAAAACAGCAUAAAUAGAUUCACAGGGCAGAGCCUGGUUUUCGUGCAAAAGAGCAAGCCUAAAGAUUGCCAAGAACUAAAGCUGGCCGGGUCAAAAGCAAGCGGAGUAUACAAAGUUUCAAUAAACGGCGUCGAUCUAUACGAUGUCUUUUGCGAUAUGGAUACCGAUGGUGGUGGAUGGACGGUCUUGCAAAGACGCAAGGACGGAAGUACGUCUUUUGACCGAGGAUGGGUCGAUUACAAGAAGGGUUUUGGAGAUCUCAGAAGUAACUUUUGGCUAGGACUUGACAAGAUACAUGCAUUGACGUCAGGUGGGGUUCAGCUCAUGAUAAACCUCGAAAACGUGGGAGGGGAAAAAGGUUUUGCCAAGUACAAGAGCUUUGAAGUAUUUGGUGAAACUGAAAAUUAUCGGCUGGCGAUUUCAGGUUACAGUGGUAAUAUUAAAGAUAGCUUGAGCUAUCACAACAGAAUGCAAUUUUCAACGAAGGAUCGAGACAAUGACAAAUACUCAAGAAAUUGCGCAGUCUCCUAUGGAGGAGCUUGGUGGCAUAAUUCUUGCUUUUAUGCAGCAUUAAAUGGGUUAUUUCCAACACGCCAAACAUCCUCGGGGAGAUAUAUGUCCUGGAGACAUUGGAAAAGUAAAAUUGGGGAUAUAAACUUCUCUGAGAUGAAAAUCAGGAAGACGUAAAGUUGACAUCUUAAAAAAAUUUCUUAUUUGCAAGCCACAUAACAAGAACUUUGGAAAAAGUUAAUUUGAGCUUUAGUCUAUAAAGUUUUUCAUAGUCUCUAUGAAAAUAUGAUUUUAAAAGUCUUUUAAUUUCGUUAAAAAUACAUAGUAAAUACAAUUUUAAUUUUCUGAUAUCUAGUAUGCAAAGAAAUUGAAAAUGGUACUUUCACAUAUAUUUGAUCGAUCUCUUUACUUCACAUUUUUUAUAAAUAAUCAAUUGAUGUUUCUUAACGUAAAAAAGUUAUCGUAAUAAGUCUUUGAUUGUGCAUAUUCAAACUGCAGGUAAAAAAAUUGUUUUUAACGUUCUCUUUUCAGUAUAAAAGAUGUAAGAAUAAUAGUGAUUACGUUAACAAAAACAAUAACAACAACAAUAACAACAACAAUGAAGAUUGAAUAUGAAUAAAAGUCUCUUAAAUAUGAAUACAUAAAAUCUCAAUGAAAUUCAUACAAAGUCACUGUACACAAAAAAGUCAAUA
Molecule: messenger RNA, 2386 nt
Organism: Rhopilema esculentum
Lineage: Eukaryota; Metazoa; Cnidaria; Scyphozoa; Rhizostomeae; Rhizostomatidae
Source: RefSeq, a predicted model, not a curated record